Messenger RNA from Mya arenaria, 5655 nucleotides. RefSeq names its product angiomotin-like protein 1. The record is from RefSeq and is a predicted model, not a curated record. Gene Ontology annotation, biological process: regulation of cell migration; actin cytoskeleton organization. Gene Ontology annotation, cellular component: plasma membrane; cytoplasmic vesicle; bicellular tight junction. The transcript has 10 exons. NCBI's taxonomy places the organism in Eukaryota, Metazoa, Mollusca, Bivalvia, Myida, Myidae. Bases 567 to 3044 code for a protein of 825 amino acids.
UAAAACCUCAGUGCAUUUGGUAGGGGAUAACAUUGUGUUUGGUGCAAAAUUUAUCCUAUACCCUCUUUUGUUGAAAAAGAUUGUUUUCGCAAACACAUGGUCAUUAUUAUUAGUGUACAUUUCGUGCAAAGAGAUUGUUGAAGAUAUAAACUGUACUCGACUUUGAAAUAUUUUGAAUGCUUUUCGACAUCAUUAUUUUUCAAAAGCUACAAUUGUGAUGGAUUUUAGAGAUAAAAGUGAUAAAAAAGAAAUAUUUUGAAUUUUGUCGGCAAUGAAAGAAGAUAAGUGACUGAUUAGUUUUAACAAGUUUUUGAACAUAAAGGAGUAAUUCUAUGUUUAUGAGAGCAGAAAAAAAGAUUAAGAGCUUGAUAGAACAAGGAAAAAUUACAAGAACAGGAAAACAUCAAGAAAAUAAAAGAAAUUUAUAUUUCAUUUAAAAAUUUGAAGACGAAACAAACUUUUCAAUUUACUGUGUUGUCUUAAAGGGACUUAAGAACUACAUACAAGGAACAAUUUUAGAAAAAAGUUGGAACACUUUUGAAUGAAGUUUAUUAUUAAAGGAAAGCAUGACAGUUGAUUAUGGUGAGAGUGCAAACAUGCAUUUGUUUGGAUUAAACACUAACAAUACAGAUUACUCGAGUGCCAUUCACAGCCCUGAAAAUCUGUAUCAGGAGAUCUAUAUGGACAUGUCACAGUUUCGAGAGCCCCCUCCCUACCCCGGCCAUCCAACUCAAAGUCAGACUGGUCUUCGCCAGAGUUUCUCCGGCAGUGAGACAAGCACCGAUGUUUCUGUAUCGUCAACAGAAAACUUGGCAUCGGGCCAGCGUCAGGAGCCGCAGGGGGAAGAAACCCAAGUCCCAAACGCGAGUCUAUCGUACGACCUUACGGGAUCCAGCGAAUACAGCAUACUAGAAAGGCUUGGGAUGCCAACUUCUGAGAUGGAAAAACUACAAAGUGUGGGAGAAAACCCACCCCAAAUUUAUGUUACUCCAGGAAAUGUGUAUAAUACAGGACAUGGGCCUUUCAUCGCAACAAGUGUUAAUUCUCCGAUUCAUUAUACGGGAUUAAAUCAGUUUCAUACAGGACAUAUGGCACAUCAUUUGUACCAAUCGAACGAGAGUGGUUUUUCUAGUGCAAGUUCCAAGCAUCAGCUUGGCGAAACCGGCUCAAAUCAAAGUUUGACAAUGGCGUCAGGAUUUUCGAACGACUCUUCACCGAAUUAUACACAAGCAUCACAGAAUACUAUGUCUUCAUCUCCAAACCCAGUGUGCUCGUACAACAGCAGUACGCUUUACGCGAACUAUCCCCAGCACCACUGGGCACAACACAGUGCAAUAGAUACGGCCAGCCUCACCGCAGGGCACGAUAUGUCCCACCUUCACCAUCAGGUGCCCCCGUAUAUGUCACCAUCAGUGAUGCACACGGGAUUACAUCUACAUUCAUUACCUCACCACCACUAUGCAAGCAACCCACUACCCCCACCCCCUGACUACCCUGGAAUGUCGAACCCAGAGGCAACAAGGAGGUCAUACGAACUUCUGGGCAAGUCAGAUAUCCCGGGCUCCAGGUCGCACCCUGAUUUGCAUCACUCCUUUGACCCUAGAACUCGAGGCGCAAUCAUCCACACCCCACAUGGAUCCGGGUCAGAUAGGGGCUCGCAACAAUCUCUUGAGCAUGGGCGAUGUGGUGAGAGUGGACUGUACUCAGACAUUGACCAUCUCGCAACUCAAGCUACGCGGAUGGUCGAAGUGUUGAGCGAGGAAAACCGCUCUCUACGUCAGAAACUGUCCGUCUAUGAUCGGAAGGUCACCAAACUUCAAAAGUUCGAGAUGGAAAUUCAAAAAGUCCAUGAGGGUUAUGAAUCUCUACAAAAAUCAUCCAAAAAACGGGAACAGCUUGAACAAGCGAUGAAAAAACGCCUUGAAGACGAACUCAAGAAACUUAAGGCCCUUAACAACGGUCUUAUACAGCAGUUACAGAAAGCCGGCCAGACUGUGCCGGAAAAUGCGAUACUGGCCUCUAUCGAACCAACAGAUAGCAGCAUGUUGCAUCUGCUUGCUAAACACAAGGAAGUGUUGGUUGAGAAAGAUCGCGUGGACAUGGAACUAGAAGCUGUACGAAAUGAGAAUCAGGCUCAGCGGUCACAGAUCGAGAUCCUUCGUAAUGUCCAGGCGCAGCAGUCACGUAGAGAUGUUGAGGAACAGAGGCAACAGCUGCUUGCCGACUAUGAUGAAGAAAUCAAGCAAGAGCUCUCCUCCAUAAAGGCAGCUUAUGAGAAAAAGGAACAGACAGAAAGAAAUAUUCGACAAAAACUUGAAAAAGAGCUGGAAUUCUGUCGGGCGAACCAUUCCCAACACAGCUCCCUUGGUCGGGGAAUGGAGCCUAAGGGAGAUUUGAACUCAGAUAUCAAGAAACUGUUGGAAGAAAAGGAGGCGAAAAUCCUGCAGCUGGAAAAAGAGCUCAUUCAGUGGAAAGAACAACAGCUUGAAGAAAGUAUUCGCAAAUUAAAACUUCAAGAGAUGGAUGUUGACAUGGGUAGUCGUCUCCCCUUGUACGACCAGGGCUCCUCCAUGUGUUCGUCAACUUGUUCCAGCGUCUCCACAGAAACACUUAUUAAUGAGGCAAAGGUUGACAAGUUGAAACAGAUGGAAGAAGUCUACCAGGCCAAUAGGCAGGUCACAGAGUUGGAGGCUAGAGUUAAGUCAUUGCAGUCGCAACUCAGUGAAAAAGAGGCUAUGCUACGUGUAUACCAGCGCUCUCCGAUGACCCGUAGCUCGAGUGUACACACAAUCUACUGCCCACCCCAUCACUCACCACGACCCUCUCUGGUGGCGUCUGGUUCCCUUAGUCGUCAGGGUAGCCAAGAUGCCGGUGCCCUGCUCGAGGUCAGACAUAAAAAGACGGGGAGCACCUCCGCAUUGGAGAAUUAUAGUCAUAUAACGCAGGAGGAACUCUUGAAAAGGACAGAGCAUCUUAAAUCUGAGGCGAAGACCAGCUCGACCUCAGACACAGAGAACACGCCUGACACAGUAUGGCAGGUGUGAACUCCACUGUUACCUAGCAACGGGGAUGCUUUUUGCGUUUCAUGGCAACCAAAUGCCUAGCAACAUGGAUAUUGUUGCCUCCCAGUCAAAUACCUAGCAACGGUGCAAUACAGUAUGUUGCUUGGCAACCAAUCACCUAGCAACAGGAACACUAUGUGGAUGCCAUUUUGAACGUUUUCGGAUUGUCAGAUUUUACCUGGCAGCCAUGACACUUGUCUAGGUAUAUAGCAGCAUGAUUAUAAAAUUUAAGGACAGGAAUAUGUUAGUUUUUGGGAAAGAAAAGUAAGAAAUCCUUCAUUGGGUUUCUUAAUGGGACAGAUGAGGAUUCAAAAACAAAAUUGUGAAAGAUUAAGUGAGAGGAGGUUGGCUUUUGGUAAAGGAGUUAUUGAAAAAGGGACAGAUACAAUGUAUUCACAACAGAGACUUUAAAGCUGUCAUUGACGUUGGCUUAAGCUAUGCAAUCAGAUUGUUUGACUAACUCUGUGGUUGCUAUGGGAGUUUGUUUCCAUAGCAACCUGUUGACUGGUUUCAGGAUUACCACGAGCUCUGUGAUAUUUGCUGUCUCCGGACAUUAAAUUGCCAGUAAUUACGUGCGUGUGCUUACGUUUAUUCCAAAUAUCAUAUUGAUUUUCCAUGUUAUGUCUAAGAUUGAGGGCUCUAAGAUUGUGAAACAAUGUCCAUAUUUGUCUGAUUGUUCUGUUUGUCAGUACCACCAUGUUUGACUUUAUUGCACACUCAAAAACACUACGACACAAAGCCCGAAUCUUGUAAAUUAUUGCAGCGCAACCUACUAACUCAAGAGGACUUAACUUGUAUCCAAUAAUAUGAUUUUAUAUGUUUCAUUGAAUAGUAGUUUUGUACAAAUUUGCACUAUCCUGUAUCUUGGAUGGGGCCUGUAUUUUGCCAAAGUCUCAUGAUGUGAGUGACAUGUUAUUGAUGUAUGUUUUGUAUGGAGGAAUACACAAAUGUAUAUGCUUUAUAAUAUUUGAUGUACAGUUCUGUAUAUUUGACCCAAUGUCUUUCAUGUACAUAGAAAUAAGUUCAUAUUUUUGAAAUGAUUAUAUAACUGUCACUUUUUGCCUUUAGCAUUACCAUUUCCAUUUUUCGGAAAUUUCAUGUACAUGAACAUUCAUGUUUUAGUGGACAAAAAUAAAAUAUAUAUUUUUGUGACAGUACUUUAAGCACGUUUUUUGCAGUACACCAACUUGACAAAGGCAUCUUCGCUUUACAAGCAAUGCACCAGCAUUAUCUUCGCGAUAUUAUUUUUUUAUUAUUGACAGGUAUGCUGCUUAAUACAGCGACUAUGUAACUCGUUCAAAAUCCGUAAAAAUGGGUUUUGCUUGCAAUGCGGUGAAAGCAUUUUGAUGCAAAAGUUUAAUGUAUGAGUAAUAGAGGAUUGCGUCAUAGAACUUCUUUUACUUUUCGUUAAUUAAAGUCCCAGACUUAUUUCGAAGUAAAACUAGUCUGCAGUGGGAUUGUCAAUCAUAACUGUUUUGUGAGAAAUUGUUCUGCUCAGUUGCUUUGUUCUCUAAGAAAUUCCCAGGGAAAAAUCUUGUUCACUUUUGCAUUAUCUGGGAUUCUCACAGAGAGUGAUGUAUUGUGCAGAUGAGGAAUUCGGAAAAUGAAGGGCGGGAAUAGUGUUUACCUGGAUUUUUAGGACAAAACAGAGAUAAACGGUCUGGCAAAUAUGAAAUAUUUUAAAAAUGCUGCUUCUCAGAUAAACAUUGUUUUAUUACUUGAAGCAUAUUUUUUUAUAUUCUGUGUUGUUUUGUUGUUCCGGUUAUGGAAUACUUGAACUUGUUGGUGCUAUUGAUAAAAUCAUUGUUCUUGAUAGUUAGUUCUUUCUAGGAGAAAUUAAAAUCAGUAAUUGUUGUUUUUCUCCAAAUUAAAGUCUUAAGAAAGAAAUCUUCUUUUCAAAAGAUUGUCAUUUCUCUGUUGUUAUUUCUUGAUAUUUUGUAUUAUUAUUAUUAUUAUUAAUAUUUAUUGUCUAAGUGUGCUACUUUAACUUUUAUCUUGUCUUUUUCCCAAAGAAAACAUGUCAAGCUAUUGUCAAAGCCUUGGCGGUGUUGUCACUGUGCUAAAUCUUUAACACUGGCCAUAUCUUGGCCUUAACUAAAAAAAAACUUAAAAGCUCAAAAUAUUUAAAUGAAACUUGGUACACACAUUGUCAUAGAUAAUAUGCACGUGUAUGGCAAGAGGGCAUAACUGAAAGAAAAAUACAGACUUGUGUUUGGGGUUAGCUCCCCUGGACUCCAAUUUGAUUAAAUCAUGAAACAGCUGAACUUUUUUAUUAAUGUAGACUGCUUUAAAUUGGCAAGAGUAAUUUCUGUUGAUAUUCAAGAUCUUUCAACACAAACCCUCAAAAGACCUUUCAAACUAAGGCAGUUUACAAUUCUUAUACAAAACUCUUUGUUAAGGAUCUGAAUGUGUUUUAUUACUGUGUUCAAAGCUUUAUUUUUGCAAUGCACUUCACACUCACUUGACUAAUUCUAUCAGCUGAUUUCUGUUGUUUACUCAUAUCCUCAUUUCAUCAUUCAUUGUAAAUAAUGCUUUAUUCUUAAAUGGCUGUUAUAUUAUUAUGAUAAAUUAUGAAAUAAAAUUAUGAAAAUAA